Molecule: messenger RNA, 1201 nt
Organism: Ipomoea nil (Japanese morning glory)
Lineage: Eukaryota; Viridiplantae; Streptophyta; Magnoliopsida; Solanales; Convolvulaceae
Product: ribosomal RNA-processing protein 14-C-like
Exons: 1
Coding region: 50-1063 (337 amino acids)
Biological process (GO): ribosomal small subunit biogenesis; ribosomal large subunit biogenesis
Cellular component (GO): nucleolus
Molecular function (GO): DNA binding; RNA binding
Source: RefSeq, a predicted model, not a curated record
CGCAACAUUGCCAGCAUCUUCCUCUCUCGGACAAUAUAGGUCCCCAAAUAUGAAAACGCACAAGUGUGUCGCCAUGACCGCCGUCGACGCCGGAGCUACUGACCUGAAAGCACUAAUACACGAGAACGGCGUCUUCUUUGACAAGUUGGUAAAUCUCAUCCCACCCAGAUUCUACCUACCAAGCGACGACUCCAAGCCAUGGUUUCAAGGCUUGUCCAAAGCCAAAAAGGCCUCUUUCAAGCGACAGUCCAGGGAGAACCUCAAACUCGCCCGCCAUAACCGGCUCGACCCGGAGAAGAAGAUUUCCCAAUCCUCAACUCUCGACCUCCUCAUCGAGAAGCAGAAAAUCGCGAGUGGGAAUACAGACGAUAAACCUAUCGAUUUCGGCGAAGAUGAUGGUAACGAGAAUGCGGGUGAUCGUUCGGUUACCUAUGAAGAGUUGCGGCAGAGGCUCCGGAGGAAAAUCGAAUCCCUUCGUGGUAACAGAGGGGCUGGGACUGGUGAGAAAUCCGAUGAAAGAAAUUUGGUGAAGUCAGAAGGGAAGAAGCGAAAGAGGAAUGGUGAUGGAGGUGAACAUAGUGAAAAGACGGGCAAUGGGGCAAAUUCGGGGAAUGUUCUGAGUGAAAUUGAAUUUGGGAAAGUAAAGAUUGGGGACGAUGACAAGCAGGGGAAGAAUAAGAAGAAGAAGAAGAUGCCAAAAGCUAAAGAACUGGAGAGAUUGAAGAGGUUGGAAGAGGUAAAGAAGGAGAAUCCAAAGGUGGCUGAGAAACAAUCUUGGAAAGCUGCAGUGGAUAGGGCAAUGGGGGUGAAGGUCCAUGAUAACCCUAGGCUUUUGAAAGAGAGUAUGAAGAGGGAAAAGAAAAGAAAAGAGAAGAGCACUCAAAAAUGGAAGGAAAGGGUGGAGAGUAGGGAGAAAUUGAAAGAGGAGAGACAACAGAAGAGGAGGGAGAACAUUUCAGGGAGAAUCCAUGAGAAGACAAUGAGGAAAAUAGCUAAAAGGGAGAAGAAGCUUAUGAGGCCUGGAUUCGAGGGGCGCAAGGAGGAAUUCAUUACUAAGGAUUGAAGUUAAUGUGCUUAUUUCUCACAAUAAAAAUGCCUUCAUGCUUAUUUAUUUUGAAUAUCAACUUUGCUUUUCGUUACGAACUGUGCUUGUGUUAGUGUAGCUUUUAUAAAACUUUGGUUUUUAACUUUUGUCUGAAUG